Messenger RNA from Lytechinus pictus (painted urchin), 3800 nucleotides. Its product is annotated as catalase-like. Gene Ontology annotation, biological process: response to hydrogen peroxide; hydrogen peroxide catabolic process. Lineage: Eukaryota; Metazoa; Echinodermata; Echinoidea; Temnopleuroida; Toxopneustidae. Gene Ontology annotation, cellular component: mitochondrion; cytoplasm; peroxisome. The record is from RefSeq and is a predicted model, not a curated record. The coding region runs from base 413 to 1492 and encodes 359 amino acids. The transcript is spliced from 7 exons. Gene Ontology annotation, molecular function: heme binding; catalase activity.
AAAACUGUAUGCGUGAUGAGUGGUGCGUAGCUUUAGGACCCCCUACCAUACAUGUAAAUGGCAGGAGGGGGGGUCAAUGUAAUUUCUUUAUUUCAUAUACAAUGAUGUACAUGUACAUGUACUUUACUUUUAUUCACAAUCGCUUGAAUGAAGUUACUUAACAGAUCUAUAUUUAAAUGGAAUGAUGGAUAAAUGGAUAAUGAAAUGAAAGCAUUGAGUGAAUGAACAGAUGGAUGUGAACAGAUGGAUGUAUUGAUGGAUGAAUGAAGAAAGGAAGGAAUGGAUGGCUGGAUAUUAUGAUAGAUGAAAUAAUGGCCUUAAUGCUAAGUGAACAGAUGGAAUAAUGAUUGGGCAAAUGAAUGAAUGUAAAGAAGAACAAAUGAAAAAAAAAGAACCUUUUUAUAUUUUAUGAAUGAGCAAUUUUUUAAAAAUUAUUAAAUUAUUUUUAAAAGAUGACAAAAUAAAAUCCUUUCAAAUUGAUAUCUUUCAGGAUCCCGAUAUGUUCUGGGACUUCAUCACCCUUCGACCGGAAUCCACUCACCAAGUCUCCUUCCUCUUCUCUGACCGUGGCACGCCGGACGGAUACCGUCACAUGAACGGCUACGGAAGCCACACCUUCAAACUCCGCAACAAACAAGGCGAGCACGUCUUCUGCAAGUUCCACUUCAAGUGCGAUCAAGGUAUCAAGAAUCUGAACCGCCAUCGUGCUGGAGAGCUCUCGGCAGGCGACCCCGACUACGCCAUCCGUGAUUUGUACAAUGCCAUUGCCACCAACAACUUUCCAUCCUGGUCCCUUCACAUCCAAGUCAUGACCCAAGAACAAGCAGACAAGCACCGAGAUAAUCCAUUCGACCUUACAAAGGUAUGGUCCCAGAAGGAGUACCCACUGCUCCCUGUCGGUAAGAUGGUGCUCAACCUCAACCCCAAGAACUACUUUGCCGAGGUGGAGCAGAUUGCGUUCUCACCAGCCCACAUGAUCCCUGGAGUCGAACCCUCCCCAGAUAAGAUGCUUCAGGGACGUCUGUUCUCCUAUUCAGACACACAUCGUCAUCGUCUGGGCACCAACUAUCUUCAGAUCCCAGUCAACUGCCCCUUCGCUGCCAGGACCCGUAGCUACCAGAGGGAUGGGCCACAGUGUGUCACAGAUAAUCAGGGAGGAGCACCAAACUACUUCCCCAACAGCUUCUCUGGACCCGUCGACAGCAAAGAUUACCAACAAUGUCCCUUUGAAGUCAGCGGGGUAGCCCAACGCUACGAGACAGGGGAUGACGACAACUACUCCCAGCCCGGUAACUUCUGGCGCGACGUCCUGACGGAAGCAGACCGCGAGGCUACCGUAGACAACAUGGCUUCACACAUCAAAGACGCUGCCGAAUACCUGCAGAAGAGAGCCGUUGAACAAUGGGGCAAGUGUGACCCGGAGUGGGGCAGGCGUCUGGAUGCCAAGAUUGCAGAAUACAAGACCCAGGCCACCGCCCAAGCUAACCUCUAAGGCCGAGACGUCCCGGACGAUUCUAACAGCGAAAGAUGAAAAAGAAUAUCAUUGCAUCUUCUAACCGAUGUGGCCUUCGUAAAUAGCAUAUUCAGUGCAUUUAGUGCAUCUAAUACAUGUUGCCAUCCGUGUAUCACUAUGUAUUUACGGUAAUCAAAUCAUCUACAAAAAUUAGAAUUUGUUAUUGUUGAUUUGGUGACGGAAAGAAAUAUAUUGUAUAUAAAGUCUAAAACUAUGAAUUUUAUCAGGAAAUUUUUGGGAGGAUGUAUAGCAAUAUUCAUUACAAAUACUUGAUGAUAGGUGAUGGUGGCUAUGACUAUGACACAGAUAGGUGUAUUUUGUCAGUUAAAGCUUAAUUUGUAUAUUGAUAUUUGUUCACUGAAAUCUAUGUUCUUAUUAAGAUAGUUAUGUUAAGGGCGAGUGUAGUCUGUAAUAUUUCAAUUUUUAAAAAGUCAAAUGACACAAGCCUAUUUAAAAGCUACGGAAUUGUUCUCAAACGUAAUUUGAGGUUAAAUUGGGACUAAAGAUUAUUUUAUUUCUAAUGUAGCAGUAUUCUUUAAGAGUAGAAACACAUUUGAGUAGAUAUUCUGUGAUAUCUUUUAAUAAAAGAAAUGUAACUUUGUUUUUUAUGGAAUGUAGCAAUUCGAUAUUCUAUUUCAGGCAAAUUUUGUAAUUUACCUCAAACACUAAAAUAUUAAAAGUACUUUCAUGUAAAAGAAGGAAACAUCAUUCCCUUGAUUGCAUGUAUGAGGGAAGAAUUUGAACAUGUGUCCCAUUUGUCGAGAGAGCAACAAAAGUAUCAUUCAAAGAUUCAUAUAAUCGCAAUAUACUCAUUCAUUUUCAAGCCCCCAAGUUUUGCGAGUCCUUUUUUUUAAGUGGACUGCCUGUAUACAUUAUACCACAGAAUUCCUUGACAUUCAAUUUGUUGUUACACAUGACUGAUUUUGAUGUUUUGACAAUGUUAUCAUGUGUGUUUGAUAUCAGUUGUAUUUUCUAAAAUCACAAAUAUUGAUGGUUUUCAAAAUCAUGUGUCCUUUUGUAUAUAUGCAAUCAAAUAUGAUUUGAUACAUGUUUAUGUAAAAAAAAAAUGCACUGAUCUUCCAUAACCAUCAUACUUAUAGUCAAAUAUUCCAUAAUUAUAUUUUUGGCCAUAUACAGUACAUGUAGUAUGUGGAAGUGGUUAUUAUUCCUUAUUGUUUGCCUGGUGAAAUUUUUUAUCAGUUUUCAUUGCUCAUUGUGCUAAAAAUUCAAAAUACAUUUUAUGUUGUUUUUUAAAUAACAUGAAGACACAUAAUGAUUUAUUUUCAUGCCUCACCAAUUUCAAGAUCAAGUGUUUGCAAUUCAGAUAAUGAAAUAACAUGGCUCAGUGAUUUUAAAUUAGAAGUUGGUUCCUCAACUCAAAUGGAAUGUUGUCUGUUUCUUUUACUGCUGGUGUAUUCCAAAUGCAUUUUUUCACUUUCAAAUACCUUCAUGUUCUGUUAUUGAAUGAUCAUAUCAUCAGUCUUUAUAAAAGAUCACUUGUGUAGAAAUUUGAUAUUACUGUAUAUGAUUCAUGUUAUUCUUGUAUGGUACAUAUAAAUUGUAAUGACAUUGUAUGUCUGAACAUGGUACACUUUUUGGUAUGGAGACACCAUUUACAGGAAAAUGGUACAUGAAAUUUCAUGUAAAGCGUUUGUGAAUAGAUGUAUCAACCCAAAUUUUGAUUGUCAAGAACAAAAUAAUCACUUCAUAGCUGAAAAUACCCUCCUGAAGAAGAUAUAUAUUCUAAAAUAUAUAAAAAUGUAUUAGCAUAAAGAAAUAAAGAUGGUUUAUUAUCUCUUGUGGGUGAGUUUUUUUUAAUCAAUCUUGCAAAUGAUCCUAAAAAACUUUUGUAAUACAACCCCCUUCGUUCCAUAAACUCAAUCUCUUUGAGAAAAUAAUUCAAUGUGUAUUCUCAAUUUAAUCAUGUUUGGUUAUCACAUUCAAUACAUGCACGGCAGAUGGUCACGUUAGCAUACCUCAUCAUUAUUGUGGGAUUGUUUGGAUAAGGAGCAGUAAACCACUACAUGAGAGCUAUACUUUGUUAUAUUCCAUGGAAACCUAACGGCAAACUUCGAAACAUCUGCCUUCAUAUAUUCAGUGGGCAUAUUGAUCAAUAUAAAAUGCGCACGUCAUUAGAAAAUUAUGUUGGUUUUGCUGCGCGAUGUCCGAUCAGGUGUGAAUGGGUCUCAAUGAGGAAUGUGUUUUCCAAGGAGUAGUUCCAUGUCCUUUCUGACUGUAUAAAAUUCUUCAUCCGAGACUAAUAAUUUCCAAUAAAAUAUGGAAUGCA